Molecule: messenger RNA, 1496 nt
Organism: Cuscuta epithymum
Lineage: Eukaryota; Viridiplantae; Streptophyta; Magnoliopsida; Solanales; Convolvulaceae
Source: the annotation of a GenBank genome assembly
AUACAAUUGCGGCAACUCACAAAUGUCACGUUUUCCGCUUCUCGGAUGCAUCGCCUUCUCGAUUUCGCUCUUCUCUCAUCAAUCUGACCGCUUCUUUAUUUUCUCACAAAUUUUUAAACGCCCACCUUCAUUUUCUGCUCUUCCUCAUCCCAACCUCUGCACAGAUUUCUUGAUCCCAUUUCCUAGUUUCAUCCAAUGUCUGUAAAUAUGGCUUCUUUAGCCGUCCCUUCCGCUAAGACCUCCGCCCUUUUCGGUGCUGCUUCCUACCAGUCCCGCCCUCAGCUUCCGCAGCAUAUAAGCUCCGUUUGUUUUCUGCCGGGUUCCAGAUCGCUCCCUCGCCAUCAGGGUGUCUUGAAGGUUUCUGCGCAGCUCAAUGAGGAUGGUGCGGUUGAGAAAUCUGGCAAUUCAAAGGUUAUUGUUGAGGAAGAAGUUCCCCAGGCUGAAAAGAAAGUAUCGGAUGCUUCCUCCAUUUCAGUUCUCCUGUCUCAAGCAGUGAACUUUGUUAAGCUUGUAGAUUCGAAGGACAUCAUGGAAGUGAAAUUAAAGCAAAUGGAUUGUGAAAUCCUUAUAAGGAAGAAAGAAGCAGAAACAUUACCAGAGACGAACAUCAGGGCUGCUCCUGUUUCAACGGGGCAGUCCUCUUUUCCUCAGCCAAUUGCCCAGCCUCUGAUGACACCUGCUGCCCCUUCCCCUGCCCCUACCCCUGCCCCUUCCCCUGCCCCUUCACCUGCUGCAGCUCCUGUACUUCCACCACCUGCAGCGGCAAAACCAAAGUUAUCUGGUUCACAACAGAAAUCUCCCAUGGCUGGAACGUUUUACCGCGCUCCUUCCCCUGGUGCACCACCUUAUGUUAAGGUAGGAGACACAGUUAAGAAAGGGCAAAUACUUUGCAUUGUAGAGGCAAUGAAGCUGAUGAAUGAAAUUGAGGCUGAGAUAUCCGGAACAGUUGUUGAAAUACACAUUGAAGAUGGAAAGCCUGUCAGUGUUGAAACGCCUUUAUUUACCAUUGCACCCUGAAGAACAGAAAGAAAGCGGCAUAGAUGGAAGGGAAUUUCAUUAUGAGCUCAAGUAGUUCAGCGCAAUCGCCCCUAUUUGAUUCUUUAUUAUUUUCAAUGCGGUUGUGCUUGAUGUAUUUUAGAAUAAUGCCGACUAUUUUUUUUAUAAUCAAAUAACUUUAUUAAUGAUAAUCACUCUGCAGCUGAUUAACAAUACAAUCAGGAGGCAUACACAGGUAACAUAUCUCCCCUUUCCCUUAAGCGCAUGCCCCCUCCACCAAUAUGCAUUCGUAAUGUGUUCAAUGUCUUGCUUAAGUCAGUUGGUAAGAGAAAAACGUUGGGCAUACUGUGGCAUUGUUUGAAUAACAGUUGAGCAGGACUUGCCAUGCUAUAGACUAGACAGAAUAUUGCUAUUCCAGUUCUGAAUACACUGUAUAACCCUCUCCUUAAUGUACUCGAAUUUUUCCUUCUCUUUAGUUUUUACGCCCAAUUAAAGAUGGC